This is a messenger RNA of Neoarius graeffei (lesser salmon catfish), 4341 nucleotides long. RefSeq names its product GRB2-associated binding protein 1 (gene gab1). The record is from RefSeq and is a predicted model, not a curated record. Bases 551 to 2704 code for a protein of 717 amino acids. Lineage: Eukaryota; Metazoa; Chordata; Actinopteri; Siluriformes; Ariidae. The transcript has 12 exons.
UCCUCCACCACAGGGUAGGCAGAAGGAGGGAGGUUGAGUUUUUGAGGGAAAAGUCUCGUCGUUUGCGCGUCGUCAGUCACUGAGAGAAACUGGAGGAAAGCAAAGUGGGACAAUUCGUCGGAAAAGAGCGUCGUGGAGCUCGGAAAGCUCCGGAGGGAAAAGAAAAGACAAGACAAGACACCAUGUGGGGAAAAAUGCGUUGGAGAUAUUUGGUUUUGGUUUAAAACAAGCAAACAAACAAACACCACGAACGAGUGUGUUUGCGUCGAAGAACUUGGCGUGUGACAAGUCCAAAGCCUGGGAAAGGAAGGACGACUCUGAGGAGAAAAACCACACCGGAUUAUAUCCACUUUUCAAGUGUGUAAACUUCAACCAAGCUCCAGUAUACACGGAUAACAUUCAUUUAUGUUUGUUUAGACGCUUUGUGGCUGCAUUUUGACUGAAAUAAGGGUCCCCCCCCCUCGUUUUGAGAGAAAGAAAAGGAUUUCUAGGCUGAGUUUGGUGGAGAGAGAGAGAGAGAGUAGAAAAGGAGCAGAAAGGCGGCUGGAAGAUGAGUGGAGGGGAUGUGGUGUGCUCGGGCUGGCUCAGAAAGUCUCCACCGGAAAAAAAGUUGCGCCGUUAUGCAUGGAAGAAGCGGUGGUUCGUUCUGCGCAGUGGACGACUGACGGGAGACCCGGACGUGCUGGAGUACUACAAAAAUGACCACGUGAAGAAGCCCAUCCGAGUGAUUGACCUGAACCUGUGCGAGCAGGUGGACGCUGGGCUCAGCUUCAACAAGAAGGAGCUCGAGCACAGCUUCAUCUUCGACAUCAAGACCAUCGACCGAGUCUUCUACCUGGUGGCUGACACUGAGGAGGAGAUGAACAAGUGGGUGCGCUGCAUCUGCGACAUCUGUGGCUUCAACCCCACCGACACAGAUGACUCGGCGAAGGCGUCUCAGCAGGCUACGGUGGCUGGAGGUUUGGUGGUGGAUGUACCUCCUCGAUCUGGGCUGAUGGGAUCCUCCACACUGCCCAACGUGCCCCCUCCGUACCAGCCGGUCAACGUUGGACACCUGGACUCCUCCUCCAGCCUCGAUGACACACAGGACUACCUACUGCUGCUCCACUGUGAGAGCAAGAAACCCGAGCCCAGCAGACACGACUGCUCCAAGUCUACCUCCUCGGAGCCAGACUGCAACGAUAACCUCCCGUCUCACCGCACACCCACGUCCUCGACCUCCACAGCCAAGCAUGCAUCGGUCAACGGCUUCUUCUCUUCCCAACAUGCCCCGCUGUAUGACUCGCCUCCAGCGCGUGGGGCCAGUGUGUCAGUCGAGGCACAGGCUCUGUACCAGCUUCCCCGCAGCCGGUCUCAGGACACGGUGCUGCUUCCCAAAAGCGCAUCCUUGUCAGGCACCGACUCGGACGCUGCCGACGUCUACGUCUUCAACACGCCCGCGCGAAAGCCUUCGUUUGAGGCUCAGCUCAGGAACAUGUCUGUCAGCUACGACAUCCCGCCCACGCCUGGCAGCAACUGCACCUAUCAGGUGCCCCGUACGGCCGGCGGCGCGGAGGCCUCGGCGUCAGACGUAGUGCCGCCGCCUCGGCCGCCCAAGCCCUUAACGGGGCCAGCAGCUGAUCGCUCGCCCACGGACACUUACGUCGUACCUAGGUCAGUGUCAGAAACGGACUCGAACUACUGUGUGCCUUCAGGGCCGGGAGGAGGCAAAACUCUACGGAGCAACACCAUUGGCCCUGUCGAUUCCUCACGCCUGCGCAAAGAUUAUGGAUCGCAAGACUGUUAUGAUAUACCCAGAUCUUUCCCUUCCGACAGAAACUGUUCAUUCGAGUUCAACGAACCUUUCAGCAACUAUUUGAAAAAUAAAGGCAUGCUGCCUGUAGCGAGCACUUCGACUGAGGAGAUGGACGAAAACUACGUGCCUAUGAGUGCAAAUUCGCCAUCGCAUCAGCAUUCAGGGAGCCUGUCCGAGCUUAUCCAGGAGCCCAACUAUGUGCCUAUGACCCCGGGCACAGUGGAGUUUCCUUCCUUGGGGAAGCAGGUGCCUCCUCCAGCCCAUAUGGGUUUCAGGUCCAGUCCCAAAACACCUCCACGAAGACCAAUGCUCAUCACUGACUGCCAGCCGCCACCUGUUGACCGAAACCUCAAACCUGACCGCAAAGGUCAGAGUCCUAAAAUAAUCAGAGCUAAUCGGCCUGUCGGUCUUGAGCGAACCGACUCUCAAACCAUAGGUGAUUUCUCAAGACGUCGUAAGGCCAAGCCCGCCCCUUUGGACAUCAAACCAGUCCCUGAGUGUGAGGAAUUCAUUACACCGGUGCGCUCGCCCAUCACAAAGUCCUUCACUCGGGAUCCCUCCAGGUUCCAUACGGUUCCCAGGCCACCUUCGGUGCAUAGCACCGCCUCCAGCACCGACUCCGAGGAGGGUGAUGAGCAUUAUGUCCCCAUGCAGUAUUCUAAUAUGGCUGCUGAUGAACCAAAGUUAGGACAACCCAUGAAUGCCAAGGUCGAGUAUCUGGACUUGGAUCUGGACUCUGGCAAAUCCCCUCGAAAGAGCAACGGGGCAGGCGUGGCAGUGUCAGACGAGCGGGUUGAUUACGUGGUGGUGGACCAGGAGCGCACUCGGGCCCUAAAAAGCACCCGGGAGGCCUGGAGCGAUGGCCGGCAGUCCACCGAAAACGACACCCCCUCCAAAGGGCCAAAGUGAGCACUCUGCCCUUCCCUCUGAUCCCUCUUCUGGGCUGGAGACAGGGUGCGGUGCAGGAGUAGAUGACGCGCCUCCAUCUGCCCUGACUAUAAAUCUAGAUUAUACUGUGAGAGAGAAGCCCGUUCAGUUCCCACAUCAGCUGGUUUACACUGCCACCUGGCUGAGGGAAAGGCAACUAUGUGGAGGAGAGCUGGGCUUCCAGAGCGCCGUCUAUAAGCUGAGAGACGAUUUCUACUCUACUGUGUGUUGGGGCUGAAGGAACUGCUAACCAUCACUGAUUUAGUGCCCUAUGAAUACGAUGCUAACAGCAGCAAAUAGACUUUCAUUUGUAUCAAGUGGACACUUGCUGCUUCACUUUGGGUUUUUUUUUUUUUGGGGGGGGGAUAGAUUCUCAGCCUGGGUUUUAAUUCCAUCUGUGUGUUCGUUCACGUUUCUGGAGUGGAAUGUUCUCUUUGAGUUUGGUCAACAUUUCUGAGUUCACCACCAAACAACUCUGCUUUUCCGGUUCACACAACCGCCAUUGUCGGGUUACAGGAAAGCUUUUUGUUUUGCAGGACGCAUUCACAUUUAUCCAGUUCCAUGAUGAUCUAAAGCUUUGGUACCUCCUGGUCCCCACUCCCCAUUUCUCUUAAUUUUUUUAUUUUUUGGGGUGGGUAGGGUGUUAUCCACUAGAUUAUUUACAAGGUAUUGAGUGGCACAGAAGAGAGGGGAAUUAAAAAAAAAAAACAAAGAAGAAAAGCAUCAGAGUGUCAAUUUGAACUGCUAAACUGACCAUGUAAAUCGUUGUGUAUAUUAAUUAAAAGUGUCCUUUGCAUUGAAUGUGUGGGAUGUAAAGGCUUUGGUGUGGCCUCUGCCGGAUAGAAGUCUGCACCCUCCGAAAGCAGGAUCUGUGUUCAUGGUUUUUGUUUCAGUGCAAGGUAACAAAACUAAAGAGCAGAAGUCAGGUACUCACCAAAAUGAUUAACACAGCAGUUCCUUCCUAAAUUAUUUCUAUAUAUAUAUUUUUUCUUUACUUACACAUGAUGAGUUUGGUCUUGCAGUUCACUCAUUAUCGUACUGCAAUUUGAGCAACCUGUGAUCAAUGUUCUGAUCAGCUUUUUUUGCUGUAUAUGAUGCCUUGUAUGGGGAAAGAAAAGCCAGUCAGGAUGUUUCCGAAGUUGUAUAUUGAUCCUGCAUUCCUUUUGUGACUGGUCCUUUGAUAUAUUUUAUUGCCACUUUGAUAAUUUAUUUCAGAUGGAUUUCCGGAGACUAACUGCCUUAUUACAGACUUUACUGUGUGAAUGUUGUACAUAUGACCGGAUGUGUAAUUUCAGUAUCAAAGUUAGACUAUAUAAACUUUUAUCAUGCGUGUAACAAAUACUUUUACUAACUCCCAAUUUCUUAGGCCAAGGAGACAUGGACAUAGACACCGUCAGUGGCUUUUGCUGUAUAUACGUGCACAAACUUCCUUUUUUAAUUCAACUCUCCAUCUUUACUGUCUGCUUUCUGUUCAGCCUUGUUUUUAAGGUGCAUUAUGUGGCCAGAUAAACCUCAUUUUCUUCAUGCUUUAUAUCUUUUUUUUUUUUUUUUUAAAAAGAAUCAGAAAGAAAUGUACAUUUUAAAAUAAACACCAUUAAAAACAGACAUUCAUUAUAACA